Messenger RNA from Chelmon rostratus (copperband butterflyfish), 2411 nucleotides. RefSeq names its product solute carrier family 31 member 1 (gene slc31a1). Lineage: Eukaryota; Metazoa; Chordata; Actinopteri; Chaetodontiformes; Chaetodontidae. Gene Ontology annotation, cellular component: membrane. Gene Ontology annotation, biological process: copper ion transmembrane transport. Gene Ontology annotation, molecular function: copper ion transmembrane transporter activity. The transcript has 6 exons. The coding region runs from base 193 to 783 and encodes 196 amino acids. The record is from RefSeq and is a predicted model, not a curated record.
AGAUAAGCAUACGGUGAAGAGAAGAAGUUGAGGAGACUGACGACUCUUCUGUCUUUUCUUUGGUUUCAUUUUCUUGUGACUUUGUUCGUCUUUUCGGAGCAGAAACGGAGCAGAAGAAGUAGAAGAGUUCCCGGAAGGCUUGUAGACAGUCUCCUCAGCGCUCGAUCACCUGUCGCUCUCACCUCUCCAGCCAUGGACCACAUGAACCACAGCACCAUGCCGGUGGACCACACCCACCACCAUCAUCACACCAUGGCCCCGCCCACCACUGACGGACACAACCACGGCGGAGGAGAGAGCGGUGGUAGCGAUGGAGGACAUGCAGGACAUGGAGGGAUGGUGAUGACCUUCUACUUUGGCUACAACAAUGUGGAGCUGCUGUUCACCGGCCUGCUCAUCAACUCACCUGGAGAGAUGGUCGGGGCGUGUAUCGGCGUGUUCCUAUUGGCUGUCCUGUACGAGGGGUUGAAGAUGGGUCGUGAGGCGCUGCUGCGUCGCAGUCAGGUCAACGUGCGCUACAACUCCAUGCCGCUCCCGGGGGCUGAUGGGACAGUGCUGAUGGAGACGCACAAGACGGUCGGACAGCGGAUGCUAAGCCCCGCCCACUUCCUGCAGACCCUAUUGCACAUCGUUCAAGUGGUCGUCAGCUACUUUCUGAUGCUCGUCUUUAUGACCUACAACGCUUACCUCUGCAUCGCCGUGGCAGCCGGCGCCGGCAUGGGCUACUUCCUGUUCAGCUGGCGGAAAGCGGUGGUUGUCGACAUCACCGAGCAUUGCCAUUAGCUAGCGUGCUAGUUACCAAGAUUUUGCUGUCACAAUCGAUAAAAUGCUAACAAACACUUUCACUCUUUGUUAGCACGUUAGCUAAUGCGGAACUACAAACGAGAGUUAGCGCAUGAAAUGCGUCACUAAAUUGCAAAUGUUACUCGUUAACCACGGUAGCACCUUGUUAGAGGUUAACAUGAACACUAACAUCUGUAGUUAGCAAUGAAUAAAUCCUUGUGUCGCAGAAAACGACGAACAUUUCAUUGGCAGGGUUUUUGCCAUUAUUACCAAGUUUUGUUUUGUUUUGUUUGUUUGUUUGUUUGGAAACUCCUGCUGGUAUGCGAGCCGGCCAAUCACAGCUCGGAUCACCUCAGAGGUUUUUGAUUGGCCAAAUCACGUCAUACUGUCUUUUAUUUCCUUUUCAGUGCCAUGACAACUGGAAGGCUAGUGCUAGCUGCUACUAGCCAAAGUGUUGGCAUACGUAGCUCACGUAUACACUUAUUUUUUUUAGUUAGCAUUGUCAGCAGCUUGUUAGAAGAGCCACCAAUCAUAACACGAUAUUUAAACAUUUAUUUAGAAUAUAAUAUAUUAGGGAAUAGAUUUCAUUUAGAUUUUUUUUAUUUAAAUGAAAUGAUUAAAACGUUUUUUUUUUAUUAUUUUGUUCUUGUUAGCAUACAGAAACUGCUUCUACGUUUUCUUUUUAAAUAAAAAUCAUCCACAUUAACACAGCCGAUGAGCCACUUCUCGAAUUUAUCAGUCAACCAAAACUUUACAUUCUAAAAUUCUUGUGAAAUGUUGCUUGAUCUGAAACAAUUUAAACGUAAUGUACGUUGAAAUCUUAUAAUUUUACUGAAAGAAGAAAAGAUUUUAAAGGUGUUUUUUUUUUUUUUUUUACAGUUUUCUGACGAAAGAACUAAACGAAAAUUUCCAAAUCAACGUCUUUACUAGUACUUUUCUAAACAGUCGUUUCCUUUUUUCUCGGCCACCGUGGGCCUUAAACCCAACACCUGUUGCCUUAAUGUGGCUGACGGACGUCCCGACGUGCUACUGACUGGAGGCCAGUGUUUGACUUUUAGGUGCUGCUGUUCCACAUCAACACGUGUGUUAAUGGAGGUCGGUGCCCCCCCAGGGAAAAAGAUGGUUUGUUAGGAUAUAAAAUACGUGAGUGAAUGAGACUUCUGUAGAUGUCUUUGUGAUUGAUUGUGAUUUUUUUUAUUUUUAUUAAUGGAUUCACACUGAGAUGUGGGUGGAGUUUACUUACUGGACCAAUCAGGUUGCAGGGACAGAUUGCAGUUACUGGAUUUUUAUUCAUAACAAAAUUUAGACACAAACUUGUUGAGAAUUCUCAAUAACUGAAAUUAAAACAGAGCACAGCUACACUAUGUGGCCAGAAGUAAAGGGACAGCCACGUCCACAUACUUCUGGCCACGUGAAAUGCAUCCAUCAGGUGUCUGUUAUUAGAUGUCCGCAGACUUUUGUCGGUCUGCAGCAGAUGUUAAGGUGACGUCCUCUCAGUGUGAAUCUGUCUCUGUUGUCGUUGUUGGAAAAUGAAGUCGAGGUUAAAACAUAAUGAAAACUGUCUGUGAAGGAAACUGAAUAUUAAAAGUGUCUGAAAAAUGUUUGAAUCGUCACCAAUGCUGGAAUCA